Ascoidea rubescens DSM 1968 is the source of this 498-nucleotide messenger RNA. It is a transcript of the gene UBC6, whose product is annotated as E2 ubiquitin-conjugating protein UBC6. The annotation marks the transcript as partial. NCBI's taxonomy places the organism in Eukaryota, Fungi, Ascomycota, Saccharomycetes, Ascoideales, Ascoideaceae. The record is from RefSeq and is a predicted model, not a curated record. The transcript has a single exon.
AUGGCAACUCGUCAAGCUCAAAAAAGACUAACCAAAGAAUAUAAACUAAUCGUUGAUGACCCUCCUCCAUAUAUCAUUGCUCACCCAAAUGAAAGAAACAUCUUGGAGUGGCACUACUUAAUAACUGGUCCUCCAAAUACUCCCUACGAGGGUGGUCAGUACCAUGGCACUCUUAAUUUCCAUUACGAUUAUCCCUUUAAACCCUUAUCUAUUAGAAUGAUUACCCCCAAUGGUAGGUUUAAAACUAAUACAAGGCUAUGUUUAUCAAUGUCUGAUUUCCAUCCUGAUACUUGGAAUCCUGCUUGGAGUGUUCAAACUAUUCUAAAUGGGCUAUUGAGCUUUAUGACUGGUGAUGAAUCAACAGUUGGUUCAAUCCAAACAACUGACGAAAUUAAAAGAGAAUUUGCCAAAAAUUCAAAAAAGUGGAAUAUAACCAAAAAUUCUAAAUUUCUAGCUGAGUUUCCAGAAUUAGAAUCACAAAACAAAAUUGACAUUCAA